AUAAAAAUUUGAGUAUCUCAUAGGAAUGGACUCUGAAAGCAGCAUCCAGCAAAACAACAAGAGAAAGAGAGAUCGUAGACAAUGGUCUAAUGAUGAGGAUGAAGCAUUAUUAGACAUAUUGAUUGAAGCUGUUAACCAAGGUCAAAAGUAUGAAAAUGGACAAUUCAAAGGAAAUACUUUGAAAGCAGCUGAGGCUAAAUUAGAGAAGAAGUUUCCUGGAUGUGGUAUUAAGGUGAAACCACAUAUUGAAUCUGCAAUGAAGAGGCUCAAGGGAGUUUAUAAUGUUGUUUAUGAUAUGCUGAAUCAAAGUGGAUUUGGUUGGGAUGAUGAGAAGAAGAUGAUUAAGGUGGAUAGUGAAGAUGUCUGGAAUGAGUAUAUAAAGAGUCAUCCAAAUGCAAAAGAUUAUAGGAAUGCACGAAUUCCACUCCUUGAAAAGCUUGCUUAUGCCUUUGGAAAAGACCGUGCUACUGGAAAAUUAGCUUAUUCACCUGCAGAUGUUGUUGAGGAAUUGGAUAAAGAAGAGGAAGAACAAGCUCAUCAUGAUGAUGUUAGAGUGGAGAUGACCCCGACAUCAUCUGUUAAUAAAUCACAAUGCAGAAAAGAUGACCUUGUGGAAAGUCAAUCAAGGAAAAAAAACAGAGGAGCAAAUCUGAUUGCUAAUAGUAUAUCUGAAUUAGGAAACACUCUUGGGAAAUGGCUUGAAUUAAGUGCUGAAAGAUUGGCUGAGGCUAGUAAUAGCCUCAAAGUUGAUAAAGACAUGUUUGAUGAUUCCAGGGGCGUCAUGGAUGAGCUGCUGAAAAUGGGUUUAACAGAUCAAGAGCGUUAUGCAGCUGGAGAUAAAAUAAUGUCUAUGCCUCAUCGUGUGCACAUGUUUUGGGCUUGUCAUGGAGAGGAUCGUCUCAAGUUUGUGAAAUCAUUGAUAUAAUUGCUUUGGAGAAUGACAUAUUGUUAGACAAUGUUUAUGUUAUUUUGCUUUGUUUAUGUUGGCUUCUCUACUACAUUCGGAUAGUUCACCAUUUUGUUGGAUGUUUAUGUUAUUUGGCUUUGUGAUGUUAUUUCUAGGGUGGAGAUGACAUUGCUCCUCUAUUACAUUCGGAUAAUACACCAUUUUGUUGGGCGGUGUUUAUGCUAUGUUACUUUAUUUUGAUGGAGGAUGUUUAUGAUAUUUAUGUUAUUUAUAAGAAGCACAUGAUUCAACUUAUCUAUUAUA
This is a messenger RNA of Lotus japonicus, 1210 nucleotides long. RefSeq lists its product as uncharacterized. The record is from RefSeq and is a predicted model, not a curated record. NCBI's taxonomy places the organism in Eukaryota, Viridiplantae, Streptophyta, Magnoliopsida, Fabales, Fabaceae. The transcript has 2 exons. The coding region runs from base 26 to 925 and encodes 299 amino acids.